Molecule: messenger RNA, 5111 nt
Organism: Cydia fagiglandana
Lineage: Eukaryota; Metazoa; Arthropoda; Insecta; Lepidoptera; Tortricidae
Gene: Ptp69D
Product: tyrosine-protein phosphatase 69D
Exons: 29
Coding region: 178-5004 (1608 amino acids)
Biological process (GO): protein dephosphorylation
Molecular function (GO): protein binding; protein tyrosine phosphatase activity
Source: RefSeq, a predicted model, not a curated record
UUGUUCGGCAGAGUUCGGCUUUGGGUGCAGCCGCUUUGUGAAUUUGUUUUUGUUUUAAUUAAAGUAAUAGUGAGUGAUAACGGUGUAACACUUUUUGUAAAAUGAUCUAACCACCGUGCAAUGUCUUUUACACAGCGUGAUUGCGUGCAGUGUUUGUGAAAACCAGUCGCUUCCGCCAUGACGAUGGCUCUCUUGAUCGGGAAGUAUUCCAUGAUUCCUGUAUACGUUUUGUGUAUCGCGCUCUGCUAUCCUGUUUCGGGUGAGCCCGACCCAGUCCGCAUACAGAACGUAACAGCCACGGGGGAGUACGGAAAAGAUGCCGUCCUCACGUGUCUCAUUAGCAAGCUGGAGAAUCCGAACGUCCAAUGGAUGAUCGAAGGGAAAACUGAGCCCAUAAACUAUGAGGAAGGGACUGAAGCAACAACUCCUACAGUUCCUGUUACAGGAACCGCAACAGUAAAAUACACAACCGAGAUCAGAAACCAGUCUUACAUCCUGAAAAUCGCGAACGCCACAGAAGAUGACGCCAGGAACUAUACUUGCGUGGUGCAAGGGGAAGCCAGGACUGAAUACUUGAAUCUAAGCUUCCCUGGGAAACCAGUGUCUAUGAAAUCUGAUCCUAAGGCGGACUCUAAUAGCAUUGUGCAGUUCAACUUGCCAGCGGACAAGAAUAAGACCCUGACGCUGACAUGCGAGUUUGAGGUUUACGAUCAAACCGAGAUCGAAUGGGUACUACAACGAUACAACGAAGAAGACAUCCCUCUAAACGGAACUACGACGAAAAACAUGAAAAAACUCACCGGCACAUACAGUACACAGAUAUCUAAAGAAUCAUUCGACAUCCAGAAUGGCACGCAUAUAUGUAGAGUUUGGGAUUCACAUGGAUACAAAAAUCUAACCAGCAAAAUACAUGUUAAAAUUGUUGCUCAUCCCGUAGUCGCAAUAACAUUCGCUAAACCUGUUAGCUCCUCAGCGAUAUACUUAAACUGGACAGUAAAACAAUACAAUUCCGACAUUAAAAGAUACGAAUUGAGAUACAAAAACACUACGGAGACCGACUACCACUUCAGUCCGACUUCUAUCAAUAAAACAGCAAAUUUCUAUGUCCUCGGUGGAUUAGCGAAAAACACCACGUACGAGUUAAAACUUAAAGUAGAGACUGGUGCUGGAAGCAAUCACGAUGAGGUCUCGAAUCUGACCACAUUGCCGAAAGACCCUGACUUCGUCCCGAAUAUUUCUAUCAAUGGAUUCACAGCACGUUCCAUGACUAUUGGGCUUAGUGCCCCGCCUAGUGACAUAGCCGAGUACGUACAUUAUUAUCAGCUGGAGGUGUGGAAGAAGAUUGACAAGAAUAACACAACGGAGAACGCGGUUCAUAUUAGAGACGACAGGAAUCUGCCCUACAUGUUUAACAACCUCGAUCCGCACACAACCUACGUUUUUAGGGCGAAGGCAUGUUUCGAAUAUGGCGGCAACUACAACUGCUGCGGAAACUGGUCUAAAGAAAUGGAGGCAUUAACUAUGGACGGGAUACCCAACGAGCCGAACAAUUCUGUUAUACAUUGUGGGUUCUCGGUGGAGCAGGGGUACUACAUGAAUCUGACGUGGGAGCAACCGACCAAGCCCAAUGCUGAGAUCAAAGGAUAUAUGAUGGAGGUGACAGGCAACGCGACUUAUAUCGACCGGUUCGGCAAGUGGAAGAUGGAUACGUUCGGACCGCUCACCAAAUUGUUCACCAACGAAACGUUUCUUGCCAGGGUUCCAGACUUGAAACCUAACAUGAACUACACUGUUCGACUGAUGGCGAUGACGCGGUCCCGUCGUCGAGGACAGGAGAAGGUGGACUACUGCACCACGGGCCGCGGGCCGCCCGACUUCCCGCCGCGGCCGAGCUGGCGCAAGGUAACAUUAGAUCCCGACGCGGUAGCCCCUGUCACCGUAGCGCGACUGACGGCGAUGACGCGGUCCCGUCGUCGAGGACAGGAGAAGGUGGACUACUGCACCACGGGCCGCGGGCCGCCCGACUUCCCGCCGCGGCCGAGCUGGCGCAAGGUUGAAGAGAAAAAGGGGGAUACUUCUGAAUAUUCGCUCAGAGUACGAGUUCCUCGUAUUGCCGAGCGAAACGGACCUAUUUGCUGCUACAGGGUGUACCUCGUGCGUCUACCUAAAGGCAAGGGCUGGAUCUCCACCAACCCCCAGGACCUGCCCGUCAUCACGUGGGCCGACGCCCACGCCGCCAACUCCGACUACGAGGAGGGUGCCUACGUCACUGACAUAUUCAACCACGAUUAUUUCCCCAAAGUCGAACUGAUACUUGGGGACAACAUAAGUGAGAACAUAACACGUGAAGAAGACAACAACACAUGCAGUCGCUGCUUCGAGCGGCCACUGAGAAAAGAACCCCCUACGACUGCGAAGAUUGCUAUAGUCACCGCUGAGCCCGAUUAUGACGAGAAGACGACGGAAGCAGCGAAGACUAAGAGAUCGUUGGAUAUCAGAAAAGAACCCCCUACUACUGCGAAGAUUGCUAUAGUCACCGCUGAGCCCGAUUAUGACGAGAAGACGACGGAAGCAGCGAAGACUAAGAGAUCGUUGGAUAUCAGGUUUCAGAUAGAGUUAGGUCUGAAUAUAAAGUGUUUUGAUCGUCUACUGAGAAAAGAACCCCUUACGACUGCGAAGAUUGAUGUAGUCACCGCUGAGCCCGAUUAUGAUGAGAAGACGACGGAAGUAGCGAAGACUAAGAGAUCAUUGGAUAUCAGAGAGGAUCAGUUAAUCACGCCGACAGAUGGGAAAUUGGACCCAUCGGUGAACUAUACGCUCUUCGUUGAGUUAAUACCGGGCACCGACGAUCCAUCUCUGUACAGCAGCUACACUAAUGCACUCAACACGGCCAUACCGCCGCAGAUUAUCGCCGCCAACAACAUGGAGACCGCGCUACAGAUAUGCUGCGGGGUGGCCGCUCUGCUUCUACUGGCCACCAUCAUCUUCUGCGUCGUACACACGCGGCGUGCGCGCAAGCAGCCCCUGCGGCACGCGCAUGUCGAGCUCAACCCUAUACAGGCCGCGCUCAGAUACGUGGUGGGCCACAUCGGCGGGCGCACGCCGCUGGUGUCGGCGCCGCCGCCGGACAUGCCGCCCAUCGCGCUGGAGGACCUCGCCGCCGCCUACGCCGAGCGGCAGGCCGACUCCGACUACGGCUUCCAGAAGGAGUUUGAGCUGCUACAAAUGCUCCCCGAAUGCUACCCGGACCGCACCACGCACGCGUCCGAAGCGCGCGAGAACCAGCCCAAGAACCGCUACCCCGACAUCAAGGCGUACGACCAGACGAGAGUCAAGCUCUCCCAGAUAGAUGGCAUCACUGGCUCCGACUAUAUCAACGCGAACUAUGUCAUGGGAUACAAGGAGCACAAGCAGUUCAUUUGCGCGCAAGGCCCGACAGACACGACCGUCAACGACUUCUGGCGAAUGAUUUGGGAACACGGACUGGAGCUGAUCGUGAUGCUGACCAACUUGGAGGAGUACAGCAAGGUGAAAUGCUCCAAGUACUGGCCGGACGAGGAUCGCGGAUCGCGGGCCUUCGGCGCCAUCACCGUGCAUCACGUCUCCGAGAAACGGUAUUCUGAUUACAUCGUGAGGGAGUUGAAAAUCGUAAAGCAGGCUACGAACUCAGAGGGCCAGCCGAUAGUUGAAAACAACGGCGUUGCCAAGAGAAACGGAGAUUGCAAAGACCCAGAAAGCGGGAGCGCCCCUACAUCGCCACGGGAGGUAAAGGACAACACCCGCGUCGUGCGCCAGUACCACUUCCUCAUGUGGAAGGACUUCGCCGCGCCCGAGCAUCCGCAGUCCAUACUCAAGUUUAUCAAGCGUAUGAACGAAGCCUGGUCGCACCUAAUGGGCCGGCCAGUGGUGGUCCACUGCUCGGCCGGCGUGGGCCGGACGGGCACGCUGGUCGCGCUGGACUGCCUGCUGGAGCAGCUGCGCACCACGCGCCGGGCGGCCGUGUUCACCACCGUCGCCGAGCUGCGCCGCCAGAGGAACUUCCUUGUGCAGUCGCUGAAACAAUACAUAUUCGUGUACCGGGCGCUGGUCGAGUACGCUCACUACGGCGACACGGAGAUCCCAGCGUCGCGGCUCAAGUCCAGCAUCGAUCGCCUGAGGAACACAGCAGAGGGCGCCGACAAGUGCCUCAUGGAACACGAGUUCGAGAAAAUGAUGAACCCGCCAGUAACAGAACCAGUAAAGUCCUGCUCAGCGGGCUCCGUAGAAGAAGCCCGGGCCAAGAAUCGAAGCCCGGAAUACCUACCGUAUGACCGCAACCGCGUCAUACUGGCACCAGCGCCGCCUCUGCACUAUUCCACCUACAUCAACGCGUCGUUCAUUGAAGCAUACGACAAUUCAGAAGGCUUCAUAAUCACGCAAGACCCGCUGCCUAACACCAUCAUGGACUUCUGGCGGAUGGUGUCCGAACACAACGUCUCUACUAUCGUUAUGUUAAGUGAGCUGGGCGAGGGCAAGUGCCCGCGGUACUGGGACGACGGCACAGCGCAAUACGAGCAUAUCUCAGUGCAGUAUGAAGAGAGCGAAUCCUGUCCGUACUACACGAGGCGGCAGUUCCGGGUCACCAAUAACAAGAGCGGCGACGUGUGCGUGGUGCGACAACUGCAGUACCAGGGCUGGCCCACGGCGCCGGGCCACGUGCCCGAGGUGACGCGCGGGCUGGCCGAGCUGGCCGACGCCGCGCGCCAGCAGCCCACGCCCGCCAUGCACGCCGAGCCCGCCAUGCUGCUGCAUUGCCAAUACGGCACAGAACGGUCGGCGCUGUUCGCGGCGCUGUGCAUUCUGAUCGCGCAGCUGCGCAACGAGCGGCGAGUCGACGUGGCCGCCACCGCGCGCAAGGUGCGCUCGCAGCGCGCCGGCACCAUCAAUACUUUCUUACAAUACGAAUUCCUCCACCGUGCCAUACUCAACUACGCGGAGCUGCACAACCUACUAGAAGACAGUUAAACUUUCUUCCCCACGCCGUUAGCGCAAUAAUGGACUUUAUCCCAUGCACGGUAGGCUCAAUUUUACCUGCACACCCCAUGUGGGCAACGACGCUCAAACUUUUGUAA